Molecule: messenger RNA, 3316 nt
Organism: Micromonas pusilla CCMP1545
Lineage: Eukaryota; Viridiplantae; Chlorophyta; Mamiellophyceae; Mamiellales; Mamiellaceae
Product: global transcription factor group C
Exons: 1
Coding region: 25-3159 (1044 amino acids)
Biological process (GO): transcription elongation by RNA polymerase II
Cellular component (GO): FACT complex
Molecular function (GO): nucleosome binding
Source: RefSeq, a predicted model, not a curated record
CGCGGCGACAACUCGACGCGCGCGAUGAGCGGCCCGACGAUCGACGGCGACUUGUGCGCGUCCAGGCUCAGGGCCAUGCGCGCGUCCUGGACCGCGAACGCGGAGCCGAUGUGGGCGAACGCGACCGCGUGCCUCCUGGGCACGGGCUCGAACAAGGAGGACGACCUUCGGUACCUCAAGUCCGCGUCCAUGCAGAUCUGGCUAUUCCAGUACGAGCUCCCGGACACGCUCAUGCUCUUCACGAAGGACGAGCUGCACGUCGUGACGGGCGGGAAGAAGGCGACGCUCGUGUCAUCCGUCGCGGAGAAGGUGCUCGCGGACGCGAACGUCACCGUGGUCGUGCACGUCAAGCCCAAGGGCGAGGACGGGAAGACGCAGGUGGACGAGGUCGUGGAUCUCAUCGCGGAGAGAGGCCUGAUCGUCGGCGCGGUGGCGAAGGAGGCGGAGGAGGGCGCGCUCGUGACGCACGCGCACGCGCGACUGAAGGAGAAGGGCGUGAAGAUCGUCGAGGUGGCCGCCGGGCUCGCGGACGCGAUGAGCGUGCGCGACGCCACCGAGGCGACGACGAUGAAGAAAGCCGCGUCGCUCGCGGCGAAAGCGAUGCGUUGGUGCGUGGAUACCAUCGAGGGCGUCGUGAACGACGAGACGAAGAUCUCGCACGCGAAGCUCUCGGAGCAGUGCGAGGACGUCAUCCUCGAGCCGUCGAAGCUCGGGAUGAAAGACGUCGAGGCGGAGGACGUGGACAUCUGCUACCCGCCGAUCCUGCAGUCGGGCGGCGAAUACGAGCUCAAGCUGAGCGCGCAGAGCAGCGAUAAGAAGCUCCACUACGGCGUGGUGACCAUCUCCCUCGGCGCGCGCGUGAUGCAGUACUGCGCGAACGUCGCGCGGACGCUGAUGAUCGACCCGACGAAGGCGAUGGAGGACGUGUACGCGGCGGCGCUCGCCGCGCAGGAAGCCGCGUUGAAGGCGCUCGUGGACGGCGCGGACCUCGCGGCGCCGCACGACGCGGCGAAGGCGGCGCUGAUCGCCGCGAACCCGAACGGCAUGGGCGAGCAGCUCGCGGCGAAGCUCGGGAAGACGAUCGGGACCGCGAUCGGGUUGGAGCUCCGCGAGAGCUCCAUGACGCUCGGGCCGAAGUCGCGCGGCGCGCCGCAAAAGAUUAAAGCCGGGCAGUGCUACAACGUCCAGAUCGCGCUCAACGGCCUCGCGAACGCGGACGCGAAGGAGGGCAGCAAGUCCGCGACGUACGCGAUACUCAUCGCGGACACCGCGGCGGUCGCGAAGGACGGCGCCGCCGCGGACGUGAUGACGAAAGCGACGACGAAGGCGCUGAAGGACAUCGCGUACCAAAUCAACGACUCCGCGGAGGAGGAGGAGGAGGAGGCGGCGGCGGCGAACAAAAAGCAAGCCAAAGCCGCGCGCGUGGAAGAAGGCGGCGUCGUCAUGGACGCGAAGACCAGAGGCGAGGAAGGCGGCCCCACGGACGAGGACGCGCGCCGAAGGAAGCAAGCCGCGCUCGCGGACAAGAAGAACCAAGAGACGUACGCGCGCCUCGUCGGCGCGAAGAACGCGAUGGCGUCGGGCGGCAAAGGCGGCGCGACGGCUGAUUUCGUCGCCUACGAGUCCAUGGCUGACGUCCCCGUGCCUCGAGGCGCGGACCCGGUGCUCGCGGUCGACCGCGACAACGAGACCGUGCUGCUUCCGAUCCACGGCGGGCUCGUCCCGUUCCACAUCAUGGCCGUGAAGAGCGUGAGCGUGACGCAGGAUGGCGGUCGGUCGUUCGUGAGGAUCAACUUCAACGCGCCCACCGCGCCGGGGGCGAUCGCGGCGAACAGCACGUACCCGGCGAACAUGAAGUUCCCGGACCUGACCUUCCUCCGCGAGAUUUCGUACCGCAGCAGCGACACGAAGCAUGCCAACUACAUCGUCCAGGAGAUGCGCGCGCUGAAGCGGACGGUGUCGCAGCGCGAGACGGAAAAAGCCGAACGCGCGACGCUCGUGCGACAGGAGCGGCUCGUGCUGUCCCACGGCCGCGUGCACCGCCUCGUCGGCCUGUGGAUGCUGCCGACGUUCGGAGGAAGAGGAGGGCGCAAGGCGGGGACGCUCGAGGCGCACACGAACGGUCUGCGGUACGUCGGCGCCAAGGCGGACGAGCAGGUGGACAUCAUCUACUCCAACGUCAAGUUUGCGUUUUUCCAACCCGCGAAGAAGGAGAUCAAGACGUUGAUUCACUUCCACCUGCACAACCCGAUCAUGAUCGGCAAGAAGAAGACGCACGACGUGCAGUUUUACAUGGAGAUCAUGGAGGCGGUGCAGAGCCUCGACGGCGGGCGACGGAACAUGUACGACCCGGACGAGAUCGAGGAGGAACAACGCGACCGCGAACGCGAGAAACGGAUUCACAAGGAGUUCAGCGGGUUCUGCCGCAAGGUGCAGGACAUCUGGGAGAAGGACUUCCCGCAGCUCAACCUGGAGUUCGACUCGCCGUACCACGACCUCGCGUUCGACGGCGUCCCGUUCAAGAGCACGGUGCGGAUCCUGCCCACGGCGACGUGCCUCGUGGAGCUCACCGAGUUCCCGCCGCUCGUGGUGUCGUCGAGCGACAUCGAAGUCGUGAACCUCGAGCGCGUCGGGUUCCACCUGAAGAACUUCGACAUGGCGAUCGUGUUCAAAGACUUCACGAAGGACGUCCAUCGCAUCGACCAGAUCCCGGUGCAGAACCUCGACAACAUCAAGCAGUGGCUCGGAACGCUCGACAUCAAGUACUACGAGGGCAAGGCGAACUUGAACUGGAAGCCGCUUCUGAAGCAGAUCAAGGAGGACCCGGACGAUUGGCUCCAGGCUGGCGGAUGGGAGUUCUUGAACAACGAGGUCGAGGACGACGACGACGAGGACGGCGAGGGGGGCGAAGAGAGCGAGUCCGACUUCGCCCCGAGCGAGUCCGAGGAGGAGUCCGAGGAGGAGUCCGAGAGCGAGUCCGUGGAGGAGAGCGACGACGACGACGAAGAGUACGACGAGGACUCCGAGGACGAGGGCAUGGACUGGGACGAGCUCGAGGAAGAGGCCAUGGCCGCGGACGAGGAAGCUUCCGACGGCGACGACGACAGGAAGCGGAAGAAGGGCGGCGGCGGCGGCGGCGGGAAGAAGCAGCGGCGAUGAGACGAACGAUUGUCGUGCUGGGCUGGGGGGAUUGGAUUUUCGAACGCGAAGACGGUGAGGCGACGCGACGCGACGCGAACGCCACGCGUCCGAACCGCGCGCGACUGAAAACGGAACGCGACGAAACGAUUCUUAUUAUAAAGCUACCGUCGUCGUC